CCGCCUGCUUGCUGAGCCACUGCAAUCAGACCAUGGGGCCCGCCACCUUCCUCUUCCUCUCCGCUCUGCUGCUGGCGUCGCCCUCCUGUGCCCAACGACGCUGGAUGAGACCCCCAGCAGAGAAUCCAAUCGACAAGAUCAGCAUCCAGGCAAACUUUGAUCCCAACCAGUUUGCAGGCAAAUGGUUCCUGGUCGGGGUGGCUUCCAGAUGCAGCUAUCUGAGUGAGAACAGCCACCAACUUGAAGCCACAAACGUAGUGGUGUCUGUGGCAGGCACAACCCCUUCGAAAUCCUUGCUGAUCGGCACUUCCCGCCCCAUGGAUGGCAUCUGUUGGAACAUUAAGCAGUUCUACCACGCCACCAAGACCCCGGGCAGGUACCUCUUGAAAGGUCGUGGGAGCCCCGUGGACGUGGUGGUAGGGGAGACGGAUUACAGUAGCUAUGCCAUCGUGUAUUACCAGAAGGCGCGGAAGAUCACGGCGAAGCUUUACGGACGGAACAUCCGUGUCAGCGACGCCAUGGUGACUAAAUUUGAGGAACGGGUGGUUGCUGUGGGCUUCAACGAGGACCUCACCUACUAUUUCCCCACCUAUGGGUUCUGUGAUGUGGCUGACCAGUUCCACAUCCUUGAUGAGACCAAGUAUGAGAGAGUCCCAUGAAGCCCAAGAGACAGUGGGCCACACAGAAGAAGCCGGUUUGUGUCUGAUCCGGCCACACCCUGGUGUGGAUAACGCUGAGCUGCACACCCACCUUUGACAGCUUCUUUGAAAGUUCUCAAGAAGACAGAAUCCUCCCCUUCCUUCCCCUCUGCAGGUCUGAUCUCCUGAUCUCAACAUCCUGAGCCACAAUUCAAGUGAUUCUAAGAAAAUCAGGUCCGAUAUUUUAACAUUUGCACAACUGUGUAUUAAAAACCAUUCUAAUGUUUUAAGAUGGCA
This is a messenger RNA of Hemicordylus capensis (graceful crag lizard), 935 nucleotides long. RefSeq names its product complement C8 gamma chain (gene C8G). The transcript has 7 exons. Gene Ontology annotation, biological process: complement activation. Lineage: Eukaryota; Metazoa; Chordata; Lepidosauria; Squamata; Cordylidae. The record is from RefSeq and is a predicted model, not a curated record. Gene Ontology annotation, cellular component: membrane attack complex. Bases 33 to 659 code for a protein of 208 amino acids.